GCACGCGCACAGGUAACGCGCAGAGAGGCAGAGGAGGCAGAGGAGUGAGAGGAGUGAGAGGAGUGAGAGAAGACGAGAAUGGAAGGACAAAUCCGCGCGUUUUGACGUCUCUUUGUCCUUUUUUUGACCCGGCGCCACUGACCUGAGCUGUUUCCUCUGACAAUGCGUCGACUGCGCCUCUGGGACUCGGCUCUGAACAGAGUUUUACUGCUGUAUUUGGCCGCGUGUGUCGUGCCCGGUUUGGUUCGCUCCAUCACAGUGAACACCCCCGCGGAGCUCCACGCCUCUAAAGGAGACACCGUCACGCUCUCCUGCACCUUCACCUCCACCAGCUCCCCCACCAGCAAGAUGUCCGUGGACUGGUCCUACAGGCCUCAGAGCGGAGGACCACCACAAACUUUUUUCCACUUCUCUUCGCGGACGUUCCCACCCUCGCAGGGGCAGUUCAGCGGGCGUAUAAAGUGGAAGGGGAGCCCGGCGCGCGGUGACGCCUCCAUCGCUCUCAUUAACGCCACGCUGAACGAUAAUGGGACUUAUACGUGCUCUGUCAGAAACCCCCCCGACGUCCACGGCGCCCCCACGUCUCACUCUGUGCUCACAGUGACGCCGAAAGCUCCGAGCAUUCGAUUUUCCGACGUGACUCUUCUGCUGGCGUUCAUCCUCCUCCCCUCCGCUCUCCUCACCUUCUUUCUGAUUGGCCGGAUCCUCUGUCCCAAGAAGCUGCGUAGCCAAUCGAAAUCCUUCAGAUCACCCAUCGAGGUCACGGAGGGAGAGGAGUACCCCCAGACCCCCGCAGGAGCGUCAGUGAGGAAGGCCACGUGCUGCGAGCUCUGCUUCAUGGAUCCUGAUGAAGAGGAGUAUUAUUUUAACCUAAAAAAGAGGCCGUCUGCGGAGGAAGAGUACGCAGAGUCCAAGUGCUAGAGAACCCUGCUGGUCAAAGAGUGCAACUACAACUUCAGACCUUUUCAUAAUGCACUGUGUAACUUUCUAGUAGUUGUGAUUGUGUCGCAGUACGGCAUUACAGAAGAAAGACAAAUUACAGGUCUGAUCUGUGGAGAGGUGUGUGAAGUCCCUGAGCAUAUUUUUGUUUUGUAGAACAUUUAAUAAAAAGUUGUUUAUUUGCCGCUAGAACAUUUAAAUUAUGCAUUUCUGGGUUAAUAUUUCCCCCCGAGCUACUGCAAAUGUUUUGAAUAAACGUCAUUUUGGUUUAUUUAAAGGUCUGUAUUGCUGUAUGUUGUUUCCUCAUCAAAAACAUACUAAUUUUCUUCUCUCAAAUAGAAAACACUCUGUUCCACCUUGUGAUGUCAUCAUGUGGUAAUACAGGAGGUGCUCCGCUGUGUUUUUAAACUCCACACGCCUUCAUUUCUAGAAUCAUUUGGAUAAUUUCAGCUCAGGAAUUGACACUUAUCUCUACAGAACUAAAAGUAAAAGGAGCUGUUAACUUGAAAACUACCACUUGAUGACAUCACAAGGUGGAAUGGAGCAUUUUGAGCUGUAGAAGAUUACUCAAACGUGUGAGAAUGAGACAAAACACAACUCCAGGUCUGUUUUUGAGGAGGAAACAACAUUGUAAUGUGAUUUAAAGCUACAAAAAUCUACUUUGUCUUAAUAUAAGACAUUUAAGACGCACUAGGUAUCAUUUUUUUUUGCUAGUAGCUUGUUUUUGCAUCUCGUAUCGAAAUGAGCACUAAUGUGUAUUUAAAUCAUGAUCAUUUCUGUUGCACUGUGUCUGAAUGUCAUUUUGUGAAGGACGUUUCUUAAUUUAUUGCCGACGCUGUUAAGUAAUGGUACAUUUCUGUUGUAUAUCUUGUAUGAAUAUAUUAUAAAAAUCUAUAAUUGUUCAGCUACUCUGUAAAUAGCAAAGUCGUUUUUCGUAUCGCCAUAAUUUCAGCCGCUCCUUUUACAGUUUGAGUUUUGGUUAUGGAUGCAUGGCUUGCUUUCCCAAUUAAAGUUUUAAGUUAUGUUUUUGCCUAAAUAAAUACUUUAUGACAUGCUG
Periophthalmus magnuspinnatus is the source of this 1996-nucleotide messenger RNA. It is a transcript of the gene mpzl3, whose product is annotated as myelin protein zero-like 3. The coding region runs from base 163 to 921 and encodes 252 amino acids. The record is from RefSeq and is a predicted model, not a curated record. Lineage: Eukaryota; Metazoa; Chordata; Actinopteri; Gobiiformes; Gobiidae. Gene Ontology annotation, cellular component: membrane. The transcript is spliced from 6 exons.